GGAGGAGGGGGCAGCGGCUCAGAGCUCUGCCUGAGGCACCAGACACGGCCAGCCGGCCAGCCAGCCAACAUGGGCGCCCCCUCCUCACUCGCUGCCGUCCUUCUGGCCAUGCUCUGGGCACAGGACAUCAGCUGCUCUGCAGAGGUGGUUCCUGCUGCCCCGUUCCUGUACCUAAGGCAGCAGAAGGCUGGAACAGGAAGGGUUAAGCGGGCUUGGGUGAUCCCGCCCAUCAGCGUGUCUGAGAACCACAAGCGGAUCCCUCACCUUUUGGUGCAGAUUAAAUCCGACAAGCAGCAGCCCGGGGGAGUCAUCUACAGCAUCCGGGGCCCAGGCGUGGACGAGGAGCCGCGGGGAGUUUUCUCCAUCGAUAAGCUCAGCGGGAAAGUCUACCUCAACACUCUGCUGGACCGGGAGAAGAAUGACCACUUUCGGCUCCAGGCCUUUGCGCUGGACCUGGGCGGGGUGCCCCUGGAAGAUCCCACCGACUUGGAAAUCGUGGUCAUGGACCAGAACGACAACCGGCCGCUCUUCCGGCAAGACGUGUUCUCGGCGCACGUGGUAGAGGGAGCUGCCCCAGGUACCUUCGUGAUGAAGGCAGAAGCGACGGACGCAGAUGACCCUGAGACGGACAACGCGGCACUGAGAUACUCCAUCCUGGAGCCUGCCCUGCAGGACCUCUUUGAAAUGGAUGCGCUCUCUGGGGAAAUUCGCACAGCUCAAGUCAAGCUUGACCGGGAGGUUGUUGGCACUUACAACUUGACCCUGCAAGUGGCCGACAUGUCGGGGGAGGGGCUCGCCACCACGGCCAGCGCAGUUAUCCAUGUGGAGGAUAUCAACGACAACCCCCCAGAGUUCUCCACAAAGGAGUUCUUCAUGGAGGCCCCGGAGAACAAAGUGGACGUGAUCGUUGGACACCUGAUGGUCCAAGACAAGGACCUGCCCGGCUCUCCCAACUGGCUGGCCAAGUUCACCAUCCUGGAAGGGGACCCGGAGGGAGCUUUCGCCAUCCAGACGGAACCCCUCACCAACAACGGCAUCGUCUCCCUCGUGAAGGCCCUGGACUACGAGCAACAGGAUCAUUUUGAGCUGCUCGUCUCCGUCCAGAACCGAAGUCCCCUGGAGCUGUCGGCCCCCAAGGCUGCCCGGGCUUUGGCUACCAUACAAGUGCAAGUCCUGGAUGCCAACGAAGCGCCCUUCUUCCGGGAGAAUCCCUGGCGAGGGAGGGUGGACGAAGGCACACCCCCCGGCACGGAGAUCACCGUCUACCGCGCAAGUGACCCCGACAUCCACCAAGCUCAAGAGAUCAGGUACUCCCAGGCCUCCAGCGUGGACGACUGGCUUCAGAUCGACCCUGAGUCGGGUCUAGUGCGCACACGGGACACAGUACCCCCACGGGCAAGUUUCCCAGAGGGGUGGUACACCACCCAGAUCCUGGCGUGCGACAACGGACGCCCCUCCCUCACGGCCACAGGGACCCUCUCCAUCGAAGUGGUGGAAGUCAACAACCAUGCGCCACUCCUGAUCCGAGGCUCAGGGGAGCUCUGCCAGCAGGGGGGCAGCCUGGUGCUGAGCGCCACCGACCAGGAUCUGGCCCCUCAUGCCGAGCCCUUCCACUUCCGCCUCAGCACCAGCAGGACCCAACUGGCCCACAACUGGAGCCUGAGCCACACCAAUGCCACCCACGCCCUGCUGCAGCCCCACGGAGAAGUGGCCGAAGGGCUCCACGUCCUGCCCCUCCUGAUCAGCGACUCGGGGCAGCCCCCACGGGAGCGGGAGCAGCUGGUGAAUGUCACCGUGUGCCCCUGCGGUCAGGAGGGCUCCUGCCAAGCCCGUGCCGCUGCCGUGGUGGGCGCCAUGACUGGCCUCGGCUUUGGAGCCCUGAUGAUUAUCCUGAGCAGCGCUGCCCUCCUCCUGGUGCUGGCGUUGCUGGUGGCUGGCUUGGAGCGCUCCCGCCGCCAGGCCUUCCGCAAGAGCCUGCUGGGGGGCUCGCAGGAUGACUUACGGGACAAUGUCCUCAACUACGACGAACAGGGUGGAGGAGAAGAGGACCAGGAUGCCUACGACAUCAACCAGCUGCGCAACCCCGACCUGCUGUUCCCCCCUCCCUCCCCCCGGGUCAAGCCCCCACUCCGGAAGGACCAUCCCUACGGUUACAGCUUCCCUCAGUACCCGCGCCGAGUGCCCGCCUGCCCUUCGGACAUAGAAGAUUUCAUCAACGAGGGUCUGGAAGCCGCAGACGCCGACCCUGCCGUGCCUCCCUACGACACAGCUCUCAUCUAUGACUACGAGGGGGACGGCUCAGCCGGAGGGUCCCUCAGCUCCAUUCUCUCCAGCAUGGCAGAUGAAGAUCAGGAUUACGACUACCUCAACGAGUGGGGGCCACGCUUCCGGCGCUUGGCAGAGCUGUAUGGCCAAUAAGGAGAAGCCAUGUGGGGUGGGAGGGGGGAAGAGACAGUUCGGAAAGUGCCAAGACACUUGGUGGGCAUCCCGGCAGCCACGGAAAGGCCCCGAGACUUCAACAACAACCCAAAAUAGUCUGCAGCAAGCCUCGUUCCUGGGGGGCCUGGCGAGGUGUGAAACCAGCCCCUCUUCCCAGUGCAUCAACAGAAAGGUCACCAUGGGGCACAGCCUCAGAGGUCUCUUAGCUAGUGGCACACCUGGAGCAGAGUUCCUUGGGAGUCAGGAGCAGCGCCCAUGGGGCAGACCCGAUGCUCUCAGGAGGCCAAAAGCCAAUUAGGAUGUUGCAAGGAGAGUAGAUAGGCCUGAAAAGGGGGGGGAGGGGGAGACACCUCCCUUUCAGACGGGGGAGAGCAAGAGAAUGAAGCGACAGGGCAGUUAGCAAAGGCCAAGCAGUUGAAAGCAGCCAAACAGGGGCAAACAGCAGGGAGACGAUGAAAAAGUGGUUGCACUAAGAGGUAAAGCUUUACAUUAAAAAAAGGGGGGGGGGACAGGAACCAGACUGGGAAACAGGCAAGGCACAUACGGGGGAGGGGUAGGAUAAGACUCCAGCCAUGAGCUGCUUUGUGAAGAGGGAGCGCCUCCUUUCUGCCCACACCAGAUCAGUGUGGGCAAGGCUGAAGUUGCCAGGUCUCCAGGAAACCCCGGCCAAAGGAAUACGUGGCCCUACUUUAGUGUGCCUGCCCCUGCCUGGCUCCCCCCUGCCCCCCACCUGGCCGCAGCAGCCUAAGAUCCGGUUCUCCUGGCAGAGAGUGGGUCAGUGCAGUUGGGCCUCUCAAUACCUACCAUUACAGAGGAUGCAGCCCCCCCCCCCCCCCCGUGUGGCCUCUACUGGAAGACUUGGGGGGGGGGGGGGUGGAAACAUAGCCAAGAAAUUACUACGGCACCUUCGGCCUCAGAGAAGUGAUGGUGGCAGCUGAAAAUAAAAACGUGAGAGCUGGGUGAGCCAGA
Messenger RNA from Sphaerodactylus townsendi, 3408 nucleotides. It is a transcript of the gene CDH15, whose product is annotated as cadherin 15. Gene Ontology annotation, cellular component: catenin complex; plasma membrane; adherens junction. Gene Ontology annotation, biological process: calcium-dependent cell-cell adhesion; cell-cell junction assembly; multicellular organism development. Gene Ontology annotation, molecular function: calcium ion binding; cadherin binding. The record is from RefSeq and is a predicted model, not a curated record. Lineage: Eukaryota; Metazoa; Chordata; Lepidosauria; Squamata; Sphaerodactylidae. The coding region runs from base 70 to 2418 and encodes 782 amino acids. The transcript is spliced from 14 exons.